CGGGCUUAAUCCGGGAAUAAAGCUGGAGCUGCGCGCGCGUGACAGAGAGAGGUCUCCGCAUCCCAUAAAUCAGACUUCACAAGAUGCAGUGAAGAGGACGCGUUUAUUUGACUCCACGUUCACAAACAGCCAUGGGUCUGCAGACUGUGUUCCGCGCGGUGAUCAUGGGGGCCCCGGGCUCGGGGAAGGGGACCGUGUCCGGCCGGAUAGCGCAGAGUUUCGCGCUCAAGCAUCUCUCCAGCGGAGACCUGCUGCGGGCCAACAUCGAGGCCAAGACGGAUCUGGGUCUCCUGAUGAAGUCGUGCAUCGAUCAGGGUCAGCUGGUUCCCGAUGACGUCAUCUCCCGUCUCAUCCUGUCCAGUCUGAGGGGUCUGGAGCAGAGCGGCUGGCUGCUGGACGGGUUUCCUCGUACCGUGGCUCAGGCCGAAGCCCUGGACAGCGUGUACGAUGUGGACUCCGUCAUAAACCUGGACGUGCCUUUCCGGACGAUCCGCGAGCGCCUGACCUCUCGCUGGGUGCACCUUCCCAGCGGCAGGGUCUACAACACGGACUUCAACCCGCCUAAGAAACCAGGUUUCGAUGACGUCACAGGAGAAGCGCUGGUCCAGAGAGAUGAUGACAGCCCUGAAACGGUGUCCAGGAGACUGAAGGACUACGAGAGACAGACACAGCCGGUUCUGGAGUACUACAGGAGUAAAGGAGCGUUGGAGACCUUCUCAGGAACCGAAACCAACAAGAUAUGGCCUCACGUUCAUGCCUUCCUGAGCAGGAAAAUCCCAGGAAAGCAGCAGGUUAUGGGAAAAGCGUGAUUGCACAACAGCCUUGAGGACUUUCACCACAGCUGAAGUACACUGUCGGACUCGAGCACAAUGCACCUCUGUAGCCUUAAGCGGUCUGCUGUAUUCGUCCAAGCCUUUGGUGUCACCAUCUGGUUUUAUGCCUUUGAAAGAAAGUUAGUGCCAAACUAGGUUUGUGGUUGAACUAGUCUAUUACUGAGCUCCAGCGCUGUCAGCUUAAGGAAGUAAACCCAGCUUAGAGAGUUAGAAGUAGGCGUGCUAAGAUUAAUAGUUGACUCCAAAGUUAAUAAUUCUUAAAUUUCCAGUUUGGAAAGCGCCCAACCCAUUUUUUUUUUUCUUUUCUUUUAACCGAAGUGGCUGCAAAGUGUGAACACGGCAGCUCUAACACAUUCCAGUUUAUUGUCCAUAAUGGCAUUUUAAUGCGCAUACUAGAUUCAUUUUAACAUUUCGCAAAUUAAUGCAUAGCAAAGUUACAAUUCCAGCCUGAUUUUUGAAUGUUCUGACAUUUUUUUGUACGAAACCACCAUGGCCUUAACUAGCAAAAAACUAAUGAUCAGUCUAAUGACUGUGUGGUGAUUUUUCUACUGCAGAUCAUACGAAUGUUGAUAUUUUUGCAAAUGCAAAAUAAUGUAUUUUUAAUUAAAAAAGAGUUUGCACAAUAAAUAAUAAAGGGAAAGAAAAUCUAUAAUGUGAUCAAAAUUCAUAAAA
Molecule: messenger RNA, 1505 nt
Organism: Puntigrus tetrazona (Sumatra barb)
Lineage: Eukaryota; Metazoa; Chordata; Actinopteri; Cypriniformes; Cyprinidae
Gene: ak3
Product: adenylate kinase 3
Exons: 5
Coding region: 132-809 (225 amino acids)
Biological process (GO): nucleobase-containing compound metabolic process
Cellular component (GO): cytoplasm; mitochondrion
Molecular function (GO): AMP kinase activity; ATP binding
Source: RefSeq, a predicted model, not a curated record